Molecule: messenger RNA, 2331 nt
Organism: Candidozyma pseudohaemuli
Lineage: Eukaryota; Fungi; Ascomycota; Pichiomycetes; Serinales; Metschnikowiaceae
Gene: ARC19
Product: Arc19p
Exons: 2
Coding region: 1-2331 (776 amino acids)
Biological process (GO): Arp2/3 complex-mediated actin nucleation; actin filament polymerization
Cellular component (GO): actin cytoskeleton; Arp2/3 protein complex
Molecular function (GO): actin filament binding
Source: RefSeq, a predicted model, not a curated record
AUGAGUACAUGGCAAGAGGCCCAGGACGACCAAGGCCGAACGUACUACUACAAUGUUACCACUCAUGAGACCUCGUGGGAAAAGCCUGCUGAGCCUCUGAGCCUGGGUUCGUGGAAAGCCUAUAAAACAGAGGAUGGAAGAGACUACUACCAUAAUGAGGAAACUGGGGAGACGACCUGGGAACGGCCCAGUGGGUUUGGCGAGCAGGAGGACGUCAAGAUGGAAGAAGAAGAGGAGAAGCCUGCUCAGGAAGAAGAGCUCUCGGAGUUAGAUAAGGAAUUGCAAACACAGAAGGUGGACUCUGGCGAUUUGGAGAAGUACAAGGAUGUGCUGGAAGAGGAGGCUCAGGAACUUUACUUUGGCAUGUUGAAAGAGAACAAUGUUGAUUCCACGUGGUCGUUCGAGAAGGUGAUUCUGACGUUUGUGAAGAAUCCAGCCUACUGGGCUGUUCGAGACCCUCUGAAGAGGAAGCAAUUGUACGACGAGUUUCUCGUGAACAAGCUACAGCUCGAGGCUCAAAACAAAACGCAGGCUAUAGAAAAUGCCAAAAACAACUUCACGCUGGUUUUGGUGGAGUACCGUGACCAGGGCAAGCUUCAUAAACACUCUAGGUGGGUCACAUUGAAGGACACAUUGAUCAAGGAGGAGAAUCCGAUUUUUAAACACUCUGUUCUUGGCGACGGCCAGCUAAGGUCUAUUUUCAACGAUUUUGUGAAAGAGCUCGCAGAGGUGGAGGAGCUGAAGCUUGAAAAGAGAAAAAGCGAAGCAUUGGCUGAACUAGAAACGUACCUUAACCAGGUGGUCCAGAGUCUCGACACGAAUACACUCACAUGGGAAAAGCUUAACUCUAUGCUACAAAACGACUCUCGUUUCAAAGCCAAUAAGCACUUUGCUGUCCUAGAUCAACUUGACAUCCUCGAACUAUACAUGUCCAAGGUGUAUCCCAAAAUCGAAAACGACAUCAAGACGCAAAUCACCAAGGCAGAAAAAGUGAACUACAGGGCCGACCGCAAGGCUCGUGAGGCGUUCAAAAAGCUUUUGGUCAAACAGGUCAAAAUCAACGCAGGCUCCUUGUUCAGAGAUGUGCUACCGCAGUUUGAGGAUGAAGACUCUUUCAUAGAACUCUGUGGCCGUAAUGGAUCCACACCGCUUGAGCUCUUCUGGGACAUUGUGGACGAAAAGAGUCAGGAUUUGAAGGUGAAGAAGGAUCUCGUGGAAGCGGUUUUGCGUGAAUCCAAGAUCGACUAUGACGAGGUUCUCAGUUCAAAGGACAAAUUUGUCGAUACACUCACAAACAUCAAAGAUGACCGUCUUUCUGCCUUUGAUUUGACUGAUGAGCUGGAAGACGGUGAGGUGCUGGUAAUCUAUAGCCAGCUUGUGCACGCUCAAACCAUCCUAGCUCAGAAAGCGAGAACGGAAUUCGAAAAACUGAUAGCAAGCAGAGCCCACGACUUGGCUAAUUGGCUACAACAAAAUCUCGCUGAUAUCAGCAUACUAGUGGUUACAGAGGAGGAAGUGGACGAGGACAAGACAAUCAUUAACAAAAAGGGCGACAAAUACAGUCUAAAAAAGCAUCUUGAUGACUUGCAGCAAUGGUCAGACGAACUCCAUAAAGCCCCCGUUUUUCAAAAAGCAGAGUCAACCGCAUCAAAGGUCUACAAGAACCACCCAGCCAAGAAAGCGGCACUCCUCGGUAAGUUGGUGAAAGACAGCAUCACUGACCUCGUGGCCAAACUCAACCAAAAACUGGACAGAAAGAGACCUGCACCAGAACCAGAAAGUGAUGCGAAAAAACAGCGACUGGAGGAAAAAAAACCUUCUCAAUCGUUGAAACCUUACUUGACUGCGGUGAGAACGUCGUUGACUGCAGCGAUCUGUUUGGAGGAUUUUUCUUCUCAGCUCGUUGAGAGACACAACCGUCCGGAAAUUGAGGUCGACAACAGCCACAACCCAGAGCUCAUUCUUAAUCCCGUCACGAUUUGCAGAAACGAGAAUGAGAAGAUCUUGAUUGAGCCUUCCAUCAACUCCGUGAGAGUCUCCAUCAAAAUCAAGCAGGCAGAUGAGAUUGAACAGAUCUUGGUGCACCAGUUCACCCGUUUCUUGACACAGAGAGCCGAGAACUUCUUCAUCUUGAGGCGAGUGCCUAUCAAGGGUUACGACAUCUCGUUCUUGAUCACAAACUUCCACACUGAGCAGAUGUUGAAGGACAAGUUGGUGGACUUCAUCAUUGAGUUCAUGGAGGAGGUUGACAAGGAGAUCAGUGAAAUGAAGUUGUUCUUGAACGCUCGUGCCAGAGUCAUUGCCGAAAGCUACUUGACUCCCUUUGACUAG